Molecule: messenger RNA, 5418 nt
Organism: Plectropomus leopardus (leopard coralgrouper)
Lineage: Eukaryota; Metazoa; Chordata; Actinopteri; Perciformes; Serranidae
Product: histone deacetylase 7-like
Biological process (GO): negative regulation of transcription by RNA polymerase II; epigenetic regulation of gene expression
Cellular component (GO): histone deacetylase complex
Molecular function (GO): histone deacetylase activity
Source: RefSeq, a predicted model, not a curated record
GGGGGGUGAUUAAGUGAGCAAGAGAAAGAGAGAGAGAGCGCUCACAUGAGAGGAAGUACAGGACACAGUAAAGUCAGAGGGAGCCCGUCGUGUCAAGCAGUUGACUGUGACUCUCUCUGUCAGUGCACAGCCGGGCUCCGGAGCUGCAGCACCACUCCUCUGUCAAAGCCGGAUCUAUCGUCUGCUCGAGCCUCCCAGCCUGUCUGACCGCUGCCUCUCUGAUUGACUGGACUGCUGAGGGACCUCUCACUGGAUGUCAGCACCCAAAACUGUGGAUGUGAUCAUCAGCAAUCAGGUUUCUUUAUCCAUACAUGGGGAGCAACCCAUGGACCUAAGUGUGACCCAGAGGUUGUUACAUCCAGGCCUAGAUACGGCCAUGCUGGCCCCCCACCCUCCCUUCUUCCUGGGACCCCUCACCUCUCAGCAUUGCUCCCAGUUUUCCCAGCAGCACUUGCCGUAUAACAUUGAACAGAGAGAGAUGGAGCAGGGUAAAAGAGAACAGCUCCAACACUUGACACGAAAGGGUAGAAAGGAGCAGAGUGCUGUGGCCAGUCCAUUGGUUAGACAGAAACUACGGGAACACAUCAUUAUGAAGAGUCAGCCCACCCAUGACCGGGUCACUCCCAACCACAGCAGUCCUUCACCAGGAUACAGGCUACCGGUUCCAGACAUGUCCCCUAAGUCUCAGCCUACACCCUGUGACCAGCGUAAAGACCUCUGCCUGCGCAGGACAGUGUCUGAGCCCACGCUGAAGUGGAAGUUAAAGAAGCUCAUCAGUACAAGGCCAAACCCGCUGCAGCGUAAGAUCAGUGCUCCUCCCAUGGUCAAGCACAGGACAGAAACUCUGGACUCCUCCCCGAGCAGCAGCAGCAACCCAGCAUCAGGGUGCAGCUCACCCAAUGACAGCCUCAAUUCGGAUAAUGGUCACCUCCCACUGGCUCAUGAGGCACAGAGGUUGCUGGCCCAUUUUAGCUCCUCUCCCAACCCCACUGCCAUGCCCAACAUCACUGCUGGACUUCCUGCUCAGGCUGACCUGCGGGUAGCGAGGCCAUUGGCAGUAUCUGCUCUGCAUCAGGUCUACCUGCCUCUGGAAGAAAGCAGUCCAGCUCUGGCUCAGUCCUUGCAGCCUGUGCUCAUACUGGAACCACACACUGGACUGGUGCACUCCCAACUUGUCUGUCUUCACGGUUUGAGCUCCAUUCCUCUGCAGCAGCAGCCUCGCCUGUCCUCCCCCACCAGAAGGGAAGGCGUUGUUACCUUGCCCUCCCACAGGCCCUUGGAGCGUACACGCUCAGAGCCUCCGCCCUACAGCCACUCACCUCUUUCUCUGAUUGCCAGCCAGCACCCACUCAACCAGCACCAGCUGCCACAGCAAUUCCCCAAGAGCGGACUGGAGAGGUUCAAGCAGAAUGCACACCUGAGCAAGAUCCCAUCAGAGGACAUGGACCUGGAAGAGACUGGAUCUGGAUCAGGUUCGGGGCCUGGGUCCAUAUGCGAUUCAGAACCUGGCUCGAUGUGUGAGGAAGUAUACCGCAGGAGACAGAGCACUGCAAGCACAGACUCAGUUUACGACACAGAGUCAACUACCUCCUCACGCGACAGCUUGAUCGAGCCCUCACAUCUACUUAGUCAGAGGCAGGUGAUCCUUAGAUCAGGUGUCCAGCUGGACCCCCUGGGUGUGCCUUUAAUUUGGCCUCAUCAGCCUCUGGUUCGGACUCAGUCCUCCCCAGCCUCCACUUCUCUGCCUCCUCCACAUCCACCCACAACCCUGCCUUCCCUGUCACUGUCCAGCCCCACAGCAGACAUCCAGUUACGUUUCACCACAGGUCUGGUUUAUGACGCUCAGAUGCAGAAACACCAAUGUACCUGUGGGGAUAACAGCCGCCAUCCUGAGCAUGCAGGCAGGGUCCGGAGUAUCUGGUCCUGCCUGCAUGAAAGGGGCCUAAGGAACCAGUGUGAGCGUAUCCGCAGUAGGAAGGCCACUCUAGAAGAGCUGCAGUCAGUCCAUUCAGAGAAACAUGUGCUUCUGUUCGGCACCAACCCGCUCAACCGCCUCAAGCUGGACAACCGCAAGCUGGCUGGAAUCUUAUCGCAACAGAUGUUUGUGAUGUUACCUUGUGGAGGCGUUGGGGUAGACAUUGAUACAGUCUGGAAUGAACUUCACACAUCAGCAGCUUCCCGUAUCGCUGCGGGAUGUGUCACAGACCUAGCACUGAAGGUGGCCCAAGGAGAGCUGAAGAAUGGCUUUGCAGUGGUGAGGCCUCCUGGACACCAUGCAGCCCACUCCUCCCCUCUGGGCUUCUGUUUCUUCAACUCUGUGGCCAUCGCUGCCAAGCAGCUCCAACACAAACUCAAUGUCAGCAAGAUCCUCAUCGUGGACUGGGAUGUUCACCAUGGCAACGGCACCCAGGAAGCCUUCUACAAUGACCCCAAUGUGCUGUACAUCUCUCUACAUCGCUACGACAAUGGCAACUUCUUUCCUGGUAGUGGACAUCCCAGCGAGGUGGGUGCAGGUGCAGGCGAAGGCUUCAAUGUGAAUGUGGGAUGGACGGGAGGUUUGAACCCUCCCAUGGGUGAUGCAGAGUACCUGGCUGCAUUCAGAGCUGUGGUGAUGCCCAUUGCCCACGAGUUCUCCCCUGAUGUGGUGCUGGUGUCUGCUGGCUUUGAUGCUGUCGAAGGACAUUUGUCAUCACUGGGAGGCUACAAGGUCACAGCCAAGUGUUUUGGCUUCCUGACCCGUCAGCUGAUGUCACUGGCUGGGGGCCGGGUGGUCCUGGCUCUGGAGGGGGGACACGACCUUAAGGCCAUCUGUGAUGCCUCUGAAGCCUGCGUCAGCGCUUUGCUGGGCAUGGAGGUGGAGCCUCUGUCCCAGUCUGUGUUGGACCAGAAGCCCUGUGAAAAUGCCGUCCAGUCGCUAAAGAGAGUCAUCCAUGUUCAGGGUGAGUACUGGCAGAGUGUGAAGGAUUCGGCCUCCACAGCGGAUCUGUCCUACCUGCAGGCGCAGAGACGGCGACUGAGGCGAGAUUCUGACAGCGAGGCCGUCACCGCCAUCGCCUCGCUGUCAAUGGAAGCUAUUACCUCUGACAAGAAACAAACAGAAAAACUGACAAAGAGAGGUGAUCCUCUCUGAGGUCUCUGACAGCUGCCCUCAACCGAGUUUCUAUGGUAACACACACAGGCACACACACACACACGCGCACACACAGCUUUGCAUUUGGACCAUCACUGGAAACAGAUGUCCUCCUCAGUUCGACCACUGUAUUCAUCGCCUCACAAAAACUCCUACAUGACUACUGGCAGCAGUCUGACCACUCUGAUUCAAACACACACUGAGCAAAAACUUUCACCUGGACAACAUUCAUCCUCUUGUCCUGGAGGGGACAUCAGUCACUGAACUGAGAAAAAGUUGCAAAGAAAGACAACCAGAGACAGAUUAAUGAAGGAUCUUCAUUUUGUCGUGGCGUUGGAAGUUAACAACAUGACGAAGCACAAACACAAACUUAACAAAACACAGCUCUGCAACCUUAGACAUUCACCUUGUAAAUGACUCCCUCAAGACCUGCGAGAGACCCCUCGGACUGUUGUAACCUUGAAUGUGGGGUCAAAGGUCACCUGGGCUUACUGGAGCCAAUCAGUCAGAGCGGAAGGAGUCGUCCCCGCCAGGAUGUGUCCGGUGAAGGAGAACAGACUCCACGUCCCACUAUGAUGAUGUCAUUUGUCUAAAUGUGACAAAGAUCCAGUGAAGGAAAAUAUCAGGAGCUGCUGAUUGUUUUUCGCACAGCGCCGCUGUGUAACGUAAACCGGACGAAAUGGAGGAGACACAGCCACAUCGGCUAUGUUGACAACAAACAUCUUGUUUGUUCAUUUUUGGGUUCAUUUGAAUAUUCACUUGACCUUUGGCACACAUUUUUUGUGAAUGUCAGCAGAUUUCUUUUGUUUAAGACUCCAGUAAGAUUGAAGCUCCAGUGAAGUCUGAGAUACAUAUGUUUCAUAUUGUUUUGUAUGUCCACAUAUUUUCUUAAAUCUUUUUUUUCUUUCUUGGCCUGUCGGGCGAGCACAUGCAGCGAGAUGGCUGCACUUAUUGUUAUGGCUCCCUGGCAGAUAAAAGAAGACACAGCAGACUUUGAUGAGGUGCAUCUUAAGAGUGUAGACAUACUGUAGAUUGUAUCUGUGGCAUUAAGUCACAGUGAAGAGCUAAUGCCUCCCGUUGUUGGAGAAUCGAUAUCAGGGGAGAUUCUUUGGACGUCAAUAAGCAGACGAAUCACCAACGAUGCCUCAGGGCAGCGCAACCACUCUGAAAUGAUUGUAUAUGUGAUGAUGCAUAUCACAUUUUGGAUCCAAAGACUUAAUGACAAUCAUUCACUUCAAGUGCACUUACAUUGCCCUCAGGAUGGGAGGAUCAGAAUGACUCGGGUCUUAAAAUCUUUGAUAGCGUUUGUUAAGUGGACCAGUGUUUCAACCUGUGGAUGAGCAUUCCUGCUGUACUUUGUACAUUUAUUUUAUUUCUUCCGUAACAAGGACAAACUGACCUUUCGUUUGUCAUUAACGUAGCAGCGUUCUGUUUACUCUCAGCAGCGGGGAUGUUUUGCUCCCUGGACCAAAACGACGACAUUUUAGCAGUUAGGACGGAGCAAUAAUACUGAGAUAGUUGAAUAUCCACACAGUGCAAUUGGACACAGGUUAAGCGCAACCAAAGUUUAUGAGAACAAUGUGCCGUCCCUGGACUGGCAUGGCUUUCAAAACUUCAAAGACUUUGAAGAGUUUGCGUAUGUUUCCUUUUUUUUAUCCAAACAGUUGAACGGCACCGAAAGCACAGGACGGAUAUAUAAACAAAUUCAUUUCUCAAAAAAACCCUUCUAUUUAUACAUUCAGAUUCUGUGUCUUUGAAGUGCUCUUUGCAUGCCUAACACAAUUUUGACGGUGCUAUGGAUUAUUCUUUUUAUAGUUAGCUUUUUUUCUUUCUUUAUGUUGCGUCAUGUACGCAACUUAAAUCCUGUCAAGUCCUUAAUGUAAAGAUAAUGUGAAAAUGAGGGUAAGCUCCAUAUCAUGUAGUACAGUCCGAGUGUAGCUUUACAUAGUUUUAAGAGAACAGUCAUGACCUGACGUGUCUAAUGUCUUAAUUCAUGCAAAUGACUUAUUUUUGUAUUUGAUCUCCAAAAUGAACCCUGUGCGCACUUAGAGACCAAAGUGUCAGCCCGUGUGUGCCUUGACGUAUCACGCUGACCAACCUGUGUGAAGGUAACUUUAACAAACUGGACCUUUCUUAAAACUGAAAAAAAAAGACCAGUUUCUCUUAACUGACAUUUCUGUACAGUGUACAUAAUGACUUUUUUGUUUGUUUUUGUCUGCUUUUUUGUCUUUUCUACUGUUUGUGCUUCAAAAAAAAUCCUUAAUAAAGGUAAAUUAUAUGCAUUUGAA